AUGGCAGAUCUAACAAAUUUUACUGAUCUGAAAGCCAUCUCGAAAACUUUCAGAGAACUAUCUUGCUCGGCAGAAUUUACUAGAGGGCUACACAACGAACAGGUCUUUCUUUCAGUGGUGAAUAUUUUCCUAUCCAUUUCAGCAUUUCUGGGCAACACUUUGAUCCUAGUUGCUCUGCACAAGGAAACUUCACUUCAUCCACCGUCCAAACUCCUGUAUCGUAACCUAGCGAUAACUGAUCUCUGUGUUGGUAUCAUUGCAGAUCCUCUACAAGUCGCUUAUUUCAUUUCUGUGGUAAACGAAAGAUCGGAUAUUUGCGAUUACACAUUUUUGUUAACUACAUUCACAGGUUAUGUCUUAUGUUUUGUGUCUUUGCUUACGGUGACUGCAAUAAGCGUUGACAGACUGCUCGCUCUGUUGCUGGGGCUCAGAUACAGACAGGAUGUCACUCUAACAAGAGCGUUUGUAACUGUGAUAGUCUUCUGGAUUUUUUCUAUUGUUGGCUCAUCUGCUUCUUUUUGGAAUCCUCUUAUAACAACGUGGUAUCAAUACAUAGUAACAGCUGUGUGUCUCGUCACCACAUUUUUCUCUUACACCAAAAUUUUCAGCACCCUCAUUUAUAACCAAGUUCAUGUUCAAGAUCACGUUUCUCAAGAACAACCGAGCCAAGCAAUUCCACUGAACAUAGCGCGAUACAGAAGGGCAGUGUACAGUGCAAUGUGGGUGCAGGUAGCAUUGGUUGUUUGCUAUCUGCCGUUUUUUAUAAGCGCAGCCUUAAUACCUCAAAGAGGGAUGUCCCUAUCGGAUUUCCGUGCGUGGAUAUUUACAGCGACUUUAGUUUACUUCAACUCCUCCUUGAAUCCACUGCUUUAUUAUUGGCAGAUUGGAGAAGUAAGACAGGCCGUUAAAGGCACAAUUAGAGAACUUUUAGGUCGAUUUCAAUUUCUGUGGAUCUAAGUCCCAUUUUCUUCGUUUUGGCAUCGAAUGCGUCGACUAAAAACUUCAUAAACUAAAAUGCACGAUAACGAAUGUUUUCUAAAACCUUCUCGAAAGUGGAGUCUUUUGAAAACGAAUCGAAGGGCUUCUGAGGUUUUCGAACACGCAUUUAACAUGCAGUGUGUACAUAGCUUAAUAUCGAAUCUUAGUCCUUAAGAAAAGGACAACUGGCUCUGAUGAAGCGUUUAUAAGAUAUUGUUUUGUUACCUAUAUAAUAUUGCCUCAAAGCUUACCUUUUAGUUAAAAGGAACAAAAUCCGUCUCGGUUCAGUGUCUUUUUUUCUCACCCUACACGAUGACGGUAAUAGUAUUGUUGACGUACAGUAUCAGGGGCACCCAACGGCAAUUUUCGGGAAAAUAUCUGUUCGGAAGACGAUUUGAGAUCUAGAAUUUUCGGAGCAUUUGUUGUAAAAUUUCUUGCUUGCCUGCCUCUCCUAGGAUUUUCGAACAUCUACAAAAUGGUAUAAUUACCCAUUUUUAAUGGAUUUUGACCCUAAAAAAGGCCACCUAGAAUUUUCGGGAGCCUUUUCCUGGCUGAAAUUUUCGAGAAGGUAAGUUUUUAUCCCUAUAAUUUUCGGAUCACUAGACUUUCAGCUAGGAAAUCCGAACAGACGAAAAGUUUUUAGGGGAUAAAAAUAUGCUUAUAUCUACCGUUUAAAUACUAAAAUACGUUUAACAAUGCUAUGUUUAAGUGGUUUUGAACUAUAUUCUCGUUGGGUGCCCCUGCAGUAUUAAAAGUUGUGAUGAGUUUUCAAUAUUAUGCUUUCAUUUGCAUGAAAUAAAAAGGAAAACAACGCUGCAAUAACAAAGAGGAUAUGGGGAUUUUCUGUGUGGUGAAAAUUUCCGCAGAACAUUAAAUAAAUCACGCUGAAAGUAUUGUGUGUUUUAUUAAACAUGACGGGUUUGUUUUACUAAAACGGUUCUAAACAGCUGCUUCUACAUUUAAUUUUAAAAUUGUGCGUUAUAUACAAAAGAACUGUCGAACAAGAAAAACAAGUAAACUAAUCUCAGUCUUCUCAGUUGGACACGAAGUAGAAGCUGUAUCUCACUAUAAACGGACGAAGAGGUGGAUGUACAUUGGUAUAUCAGUGAGCUAAAAUCACUAAAUGUGAGCCAGAUUGGACGCUACUUGUUCUGAGGUCCAUUACUAAUUAAAAAAAUUGGAUAUUAAUCCACUGGGUUGACAGGUAAGUAAAGGGGCAACCCGUCAAGCAUUGAAAAGUGAGUUACACGUUUUGAGCACUGGCUCUUCGUCAGGGUGGCCCAUGUAGCCCAUCAAAGAUAAUUAAUAUUGAGGCUCUGUUUCUUGAAAAUAUACUUCACAUUGAAGAAUUCAAAAUUAAAUUUUAAAUUACCUGAAAUGCAAGGAAAAUAUACAUAACAAAACAAAUUUUAAGGAAACGUCAUUAAAAGCACUGUGAUGAUAAGAAAAGUUAUGAUCGAAAUGAUGAAAAUUUCUUGUUAGGCGGCAUAAAGUCCGUAUACUUUCUGCCUGCAGCAUUAGCUACACUGAAACCGGAGUUCAUUGAUAAUUUUCGCGCCACGAAAAAAAAAAGAUCUUUCUUCCAUAUAUCGUUUACUUAUUAUUGCACGAGGUUUAAGAAUUACUAAGAUAAAGAAUUAGCUACACCUGAAAGCGGAGCUCCUGUGUUAAAUACCAAUGCCUCUGUUUAGGUUCACCUGACUGCGCCUGUGUUAAACGGACUCUAAGAGUAGACACUCCUCCUCCUCGGCUCCUCUUGGAACUCCACAAUUUUUCAGCUUUUGAAGACUGCGGCAAGAUGUGAUCAAAGAGAUGACGCUUUUCUAUUCUCUUACUACUCUAAGCAAUUUUCACUAUCAUAGUAAUCUAGUCAAUAUAUGGUCACUUUAAUCAGCUAGGGCUGUAAUCAGUAUCAUGUAGGGCCAAAAACAUGCUUAUUACUUUACGGCAUCAAAUAUCGAUAUUGCUAACAAAAAUAUUUGCUCCGCAACAAAGAUGCCCACUGUUUCACUCAACUAAUUAAUUAUGCGGUGUUCCGCAAGGUUCGAUUCUGGGCCCUCUAUGUUUAAUUUAAUUCGCCGAUAAUUAAUUUGACAGAUUGCAGAGCUAUUUUAAUUGACAUUCAAAUAUAAGUUGGCUAGAUCCAGAGUGAGUUAUGAAUUAAACGAACUACGUUAUAUCGCUGUAGUGGAUGAAAGCAUUCCGAGGCAAAUUAUCAGUUUAUACCCAGAACACCAACCACACCUUUUGCCCUAUAUUACCACGAAUGAAUUUUCCUUUGGCGAGAAAACCUGUGUCAGUAUUAUAAGCUUGUAAUCAGUUUAACUCAGGCAACAUUCAUUUUAACCGUGGCAUACCUCAUGAAGGCAUGAAACAAAUUUCAUAUCAUUAAUUAACACGUUAUAAUCACAUUUUUCAUGUAACCAGUCAUCUUUAACAACAGUAUAACGUUCAUAACUAUUUUAAUUUUAUGGGCUUCUAACACUAAAACGAGUCCAGUGAUCGACCCCCAUUAUUUUUUGUCAAAUUGUGGUAAGCGUGAUAAAUUUAUAACGCUAGGGGAGUGCUCAAAAUUGAAUUUUCAAUUAAAUAAAACUCAAAUAAGCUGGAAGCUGUUGCUAGUCAUGUAAAAGCUGGGGGCUUUGAUACACAGCGUUGUCUGUUGAUAGCUCUGACGGCUAUGCCAUGCUGAUGAGCCCUAAUAAGAGCGAAACAGCUGUCCAUGGCCGCCUCUGCCCGUGUGAUAUAGCUGUGCGCAUACGUGAGAUACCGGCUAGACCGUGGGUUGGUGUACCUGUGUCAUCACUCGCUCUUAAGUUUGUCUUAAAGGAUAAAGAAUUAGAACGGUUAAUUUAAUCAUACGAUGAUUCCUUGCGAAGCGAGGGCCGAAAAGCCUUGCGUAUGAGAGGUUUAUAACUUUUUCGAAAUGCGCAUCGAGCGUGGAACGCACCCGAUCGCUUAGAGAGGCAGAAGCCUCUUUAAAGGGAAAAUGAAAGCGAUUCGGACCAUUAGCUUCAAAAUGAGCGCAAAAUUCGAGGUAAGAGAACAUUUGAUUUGCGUGGGUCUUUAUUCUGCGCAGACGAGUUUCAUAGGCUAAAUUGGCCACAUUUUCUUCAAAUUCGAUGAAGUGCGUUAGCUUUUUACCGUAAAAACAGCCUGCUUAUUUGCCUCAAAUAUACCUUUGAAUUCAUUAUGGGGGCGGCCGCACUAGGGGACUUAACCGAGUUAUUUCCAAUUAACUAUAUAAUUAAAGUUCUAGUUUAAAAAAAACUGCGAGUGCGGCAGGGUUUUUUACAGUCUUAACCAAGUUCUAACCGGGUUAUGCAAAUCAAGCAAGAGGUAGUUUAACGCAGGUUAACGUUUUCAAUCAGUCUAUAUACUCGACCAUCUCCGCCUACGCGUGAGAAUCGUCCAAAUUUUGGCUUUACCAUGCACGCAAGCACAACAGUUUCGAAAAAUUACAUAUUUAGCUCCAAGUUCAGCUAUUCCUUUUUAACACAAUUGAGUUAAGACUUUUAAGAAGUCGAUCUCUUCUUAUCAGUAAUGCGGGGUCAAAUUUUGUCAGUCACUAUGAGGCGAGUGUUAUGAGCGACCCAAGCGAGUGAAAAAACAAAACCGCGCGACAUUGAAUGAUUGAGUUCGGCCGCUGAAAAAAAAUAACCCGGUUACGUUCUGAAAACUGUUUUAGUUUUUCAAAACCUAAUACGGUUAACUUGCCAAGUGCAGCCGCAGCCAAAUAUUUUUAAUAUAUAAUAUAAUAUUUUUGCCCCUAAAUGUAUGUUUGCUGACAUGGCGCAGUGGCUUUGGCCGCUUAAUUAACACAGGUGGCUGUAAUGCUAAUAGCUUAUUAGCCAAGAGGCGCUUCACUCACGCAAACGAAAAUACAAUCUCACUCUUACAGGCGAUGUUAUGUCAAAGAAGCCCUAAUAUAACCUGAUUUAUCUGUUUUCUCAACAAGACGCUAUGAAACUGUAACUUUCAAGGAGCAAUACCGUAACGUUCACCAUCAAUUGCCGUCUACUCCUAGAUCUACUUCCGGUGCUUAUAAUAGGCUCCUUACUGUCUAAAUAACGACGACAGCGACAUCAAUGAGAACGGAGCACUUGGAAGUUUGGAGAAUAGAGGCUAGAGUUGCUCUCGGUCGAGCCUCAAGCAAUUCUUAUUACUAUAUCUUUCGUGCUCUCCAAACUCGCCGCGUGCUUUAUAGUACUCGACAAUUACGCACGCUGACGCAUGAACCAUUUGUUAAAAAAAACAUUUCUGAGGGUUUCUGAUCAUAAUAAUUAAAAAGCAAUUUCGCAGUAGAAAAGUGAAUUAUUCCUACACUCCAAGCAAUCAAUUCGAAUUGAUUAGCGUAUUCUAUAAAAGCACGGAUAAAUAUUCGUUGAAUAUACAGCUCAGUUGCACGCAGUUGCAUUACAGCGAAGAUAAGGGAUGGCAGAGCUCACAAAUUUUACCGAAGACAACAGCCUGAAAACGCUCAGUGAACUACGUUGCAAGGCAGAAUUUACGGGAAAAGUACACAGCGAGCUUAUCUUUCUUUCAGUGCUAAAUACUUUUCUGUCCAUUACCGCAUUUCUGGAGAACACACUGAUCCUAGUUGCCCUGCACAAGGACACUUCGCUUCAUCCGCCGUCCAAACUCCUUUUUCGCAACCUUGCGAUAACUGAUCUCUUCGUUGGUAUCACUGCAGAGCCCUUGUACGUUGUGUACCUGAUGUCUGAAGUAAGAGAGAGGUGGGAUGUUUGCUUUUAUGUACUAUUGUCUGGUUUAAGUGCAAGCUAUAUUUUGUGUUCAGUGUCCUUUUUGACAAUGACGGCAAUAAGCGUGGACAGACUUCUCGCUUUGUCGAUGGGGCUCAGAUACAGACAAGUUGUAACUUUUAAAAGAACUUGUAUAACUUUAAUUGGCUUGUGGAUCUGUUCCAUCGUCGGCGCAUCAUCAUGGUUUUUUAAUCCUGUUAUAACCGCAUGGUAUCAAUACAUAGGCACAGCUCUCUGCCUUUUCAUCACAUUUUUCGCUUACACAAAAAUUUUCUUCAUCCUUCGCCACAACCGAAUUCAUGUUCAAACCUCCACUUUCCAAAGGCAACUAAACCAAGCAAUUCCAAUGAACAUAGCUCGAUACAGAAAGGCAGUGUACAGUGCACUGUGGGUGCAGGUAACAUUGGUUGUUUGUUAUCUUCCAGCGGCUAUAGUGGUAGCUUUAACGCCCCAAAGAGGAAUCUCUACAUCCACGUACCUCAAUAAGCAAUUUACAAUUUCCUUGGUUUUCUUAAACUCGUCAUUAAACCCCUUGCUGUACUGUUGGAAGAUCAGAGAAGUAAGGCAAGCUGUGAAAGAAACAUUGAGAGGGCUUCGCUGUUCUUCGAAUUAG
This is a messenger RNA of Porites lobata, 6354 nucleotides long. The record is from the annotation of a GenBank genome assembly. NCBI's taxonomy places the organism in Eukaryota, Metazoa, Cnidaria, Anthozoa, Scleractinia, Poritidae.